AUCUGGGUCAAUUUCUCUUGCACACUUCAUUCAUUUUGAGUUUAAAAAAAUGACAAUGGGGAAGCUAAGGUUUAUUAUUUGUGUUUGGUUUCUCUUCAUGUGUGAAUCUUGUUUGUGCAAUUUUGUAGUGGAAAACUACAGUUUGAAGGUAUCUUCACCUGAGAAUCUAAAAGGUACAUAUGAAUGUGCGGUUAGUAGUUUUGAUGUUCCUCAACACGGAGGAACGUUAACGGGUGUUGUUGUUUAUCCAAAGGUUAAUCAAAAAGCUUGCAACAGUUUCGCUAAUGAAUUCUCGUUCAAAACCAAGACUCAUGCAGGCAGCCUUCCGGUUUUUCUUCUUGCCGAUCGAGGAGAUUGUUCCUUUAUUCGUAAGGCACGAAAUGCGCAAAAUGCAGGAGCUGCAGGUAUUCUUGUUGCAAAUGAUAAUGAGUUCUUGACCUCCAUGCAUUUUCCUGAAGUAGUAGACGGUUAUAAUAUGGUAAACCUGACCAUCCCUUCGGCGCUCAUUAACAGAUCUCUUGGCGAUUCGAUAAAGAAAGCCUUAUAUAAAGGCGAGUUUGUACGUGUGAAUCUUGAAUGGACAGAAACUUUCACUCAUCAAGAAGCAGACACGCUUGAAAUAGUUGAUGUGUGUGAGUCAGAUUAUUGUGAUGAUCAAAUACAAGAGCAUGAAUCGGAUGUUUAUUGGCCAUCACAUUUUAUGUGGCGAUCGAUGAUCAUGUCCAGCCCAUUAUGGGGAUUUCGGAUGAUGAUUAUGGAGAGUUGGUUUGAUUUUUUAUUGGAAAAUAGGAUCAUGGAAAGUGUCUUGAAAAUGUAUAAACUUUAAACGUGCAUAACUGUUGACGUGCGAUGAAAUUUAUCAUCUGGCGGAUCAAGAUCAAGUUUCUUUCAAAUUUUCAAGGUUUUUAGGCUUUUAUUUUCUUUAUCUAUUUUGUAAUUUAACUCGUGUGAAACUUUCUAAUUCAAGAAGUGAGUUCAAGUAA
Molecule: messenger RNA, 983 nt
Organism: Helianthus annuus (common sunflower)
Lineage: Eukaryota; Viridiplantae; Streptophyta; Magnoliopsida; Asterales; Asteraceae
Product: vacuolar-sorting receptor 1-like
Exons: 2
Coding region: 50-826 (258 amino acids)
Source: RefSeq, a predicted model, not a curated record